CAAAAAAAGACCAUGUUUCAAUUUUUUUUCCCGGGAAAUCGCGUUUCCCGUUUAUCAACAAAUGUUAGAUCUGCAAUUGAUUAUGAAGAUGAAUGGACGGCGAACACAGAAACGGAUGAUAAGAUGGCUUUCAAGUUGUCGAGGACCUCGCUGCUAAUACUCGACUAUAAGCAAUUUCGAGCUGCCCAGCGUAUCCAGAAAUAUUGGAAAAGGUAUCAUGAGAGGCAGAUGAGCUAUCAAUUGGAUGCCGCAGUGAGCAUUCAACGUUGGUGGCGUGGAUUUCGUCAGAGACGCAAAUACAUUCAACUGGUUGAGGAGAAGUUGCAUCAACGUCUCUGGGAGCAUUUCAAUCGAUCGGCAACGAAGAUUCAGGCCUUCUACCGUGGCUGGUUUGUGAGGCAAACGGUGCACAAUGCGUACAGCUUGCGCCGCAUGCAACUCUGUGCCGCCGAGGAGCUGCUCAGUUGUGUGGCAUACAAGCUGCAUCAUUUGCUCCGCACAUACUCCAUUCCGGGCGUCUACUCACUUCGCAACUCCAAAUGCCUCUCGAAGGUUGAGAAGAUGUUGACCAGCACUACCUUUCGAUUUCACAACGAUCGUGCACGCUAUUAUCAAUCCCAAAUGGCAAAUAUGACAGAGUCACGACGCGCCGAGUUCAAUGCCAACAGAGCAUUCACGAAGGUUCCUUAUUCGGGGCCCAAUUUCAACACCUUAUGCAAAGUACCCUGCGAUUCCAGCGUAUUUGGUUCCAAAUAUAUGGACAGUCGAAUGUAUAAGAUCAUCGAGGGGUAUGAGAAGAGUCAACUAGACCAGAAAAUGCAAAAGAUGAAGCACAGCUUGGCGAAUCGUAAAUUUCGCCUGCAUGUGGAGAACAUUUUGUCCCAGAAAGUUCACACCCAGCGUGACUUCUGUGGUGAUGUUAUCGAGAGCAUGCGUAAAUGGAAGAUUUGGGACGAUCAAAACGUGAGCAUUAGCAAAUCCAUUUUUAAGUCGCCCGAAUUGCUCAGUAACUUUCUCGAUGAGGCCGCCGAUUUCCUGAAAGACUUCCAAAAUAUCACGUGUCAUUGUAAAAUCAAAGUUUUCGAUAAACUUAUUUGUAAAUAAGCGAGACAAAGUGAAAGACAGAGUGAGAAAAUCUUUCUCUCUCUUUCUGCUGACUGAUUAAAUUUUAGAAUGUGAAUGACAUUAA
This is a messenger RNA of Drosophila innubila, 1189 nucleotides long. RefSeq lists its product as uncharacterized. The transcript has 5 exons. Gene Ontology annotation, molecular function: protein binding. Lineage: Eukaryota; Metazoa; Arthropoda; Insecta; Diptera; Drosophilidae. Bases 13 to 1104 code for a protein of 363 amino acids. The record is from RefSeq and is a predicted model, not a curated record. Gene Ontology annotation, biological process: mitotic cell cycle; spindle organization; establishment of meiotic spindle localization. Gene Ontology annotation, cellular component: spindle pole.